Dimorphilus gyrociliatus is the source of this 2028-nucleotide messenger RNA. The record is from the annotation of a GenBank genome assembly. Lineage: Eukaryota; Metazoa; Annelida; Polychaeta; Dinophilidae.
AUUCGAAAAGAACGAGUCAGUGUUCAAACAUGAACGUUUUCUACCUAUGGUUAUUUGCUAGUUUCCGACUUAUUUUAGUAAAUUGUUCAGGUAAUUCAAAUAAGGUUAAGUAAAACAAUAUUUAAAUAUAUUUAUUAAUGAGACAAAGCUAUAUAAAAAAUUAUUUUCUUGAUAUAAUCAAUAGUUAAAGAAUUAUGAAUAAUCAUAAUUCCUAAAUAGCUUUAUCAAAAAUAUGUCUAAUAUAAUAUAUAUAUUAAUUAAUAAACGUAAAACAAUGCUGAUCUUUACGUUGGAAGAGUCCUUGUAGGUUUUUUUAACAGAUUCUUUUCUUAAUUUCUAAUAAAAGAUGAAUACUUUUACUAACAUAAGUCUGUUGAAGAGUUGUUUGAAUAGAGGUAAUUCAUUUUCCGGUAGUACGAGGAGAAAAAUUGUCGGUAAAUGACCUAGUAGUGAGGCGUAUGGAAUGUUACGUAUUUGACAUAAUCUGUAUAAGAUCAGUCCUUAGUGAAUAUAAUGUUUGUUAUUUCUUAUAUAAUAUAUUUUUUAUUGAUAUAAUUCCGAUAAAAUAGGAGUUAGCAUAACCUAUUUAAAUUGUUUAUCUUUUUAUUAUUAUUAAAGUCUUCUUUUAUUAUAGUUUGUACCAAGCUCUUUCUAUCCGUUCCACCAUCUUUAAAUACUGGAGAUCGUCCCAGAUUAAUAUCUGGUAUCUAUCAUUGGAACACUUCUUACUUUUUUAGACCGGUGUAUAGGAAUGUUGGGGUCGAUAUGUACAUUUAUCAUUCUCCAUGUUCGAAUGAAUGGAUGAUAGGGGAAUUAAUAGGUGCUGCAUGCACAGCUAUUUUCAAGGCAAAUUCAACUUACGAAACACCGUUGGAAGACGUAAAGAACUGGAGAAAAUUUGACGCUCACCUAGGAAUAUUUUCGAGCGAAUACGUAGAAAUAAAAUGUUUGGAAAGAACUUGCGACUACCUUUCACUAAAUUUAAAGUCCAGUAAUGAAGUGAAUUAUACUCUUCCAGAAGAGUAUAAAGGUCUAUAUGCAGAUCAUAAGAAAACCCUUUUUGGUCGACCAGUUUACAAACAUAUUCAAUCUGAAGCAUAUAUCUAUUACCAUUCGUCUAAGGCGCGUUGGAUUUUUGGCAAAGAAUAUGAUAGGGGUACGGGUUUUUUAGAAUUAGAGAGUAAUGCUACAAGACCGGAAGAUGGUGGACAAUGGAUAGAUUCGUCACUUAAUUCCACUGUUUUUUUAAAGGAUGUUAGCCUAAAAUGCCAUAGGUGUGGUCAAAUUCAUACUCAGUUUAGCAACGAUGAACUAGUACAGGGUGACGACGUUAAAUUUCAAGGAAAAUGGCCAUUUAUGAUAGCAAUCCUUAGAGAAGAUAAAGAAUUAAGGUGUGGGGCAGUACUAAUAGCCAAAGAUUGGUUUAUUACUGCCGGUCAUUGCGGGAUUAGUGUGGGUGAUAGCGUCAUAGCGGGGGCUUUGAAUCUCGAUGACGAAGCAGAAAAAAAUAGGCAAAUAUCAACAAUUAAAGCUAUUUACAGGCACGAAAAUUUCACGCAUAUAGCAUCACCAUUCAGAGUUGAAAAUGAUUUUAGUGUUGUACAAUUAGAAAAAGCAUUCUCUUUUAAUCAAUUUGUUCAACCGAUAUGUCUUCCGACGCUGACCGAACCUUUAGAAAGUUUAACGUUUAUUGGUUGGGGUGGAAAGGGUUUAGAUCAACAAGUUGGUUCUGUUUUAAAUGAAGCAACGGCGACCACUUUACCUUUGAAAGAAUGUAAUCUUUUUUUUCCCACUUUUAAAUGGUUAAUUGAAAGUCAUUCAAUAUGUAUUGCUGGACAACAAGCAGCUAAGACCUGCACUGGAGAUAGUGGCGGUCCAUUAUUUAAAGUUACAAAAGAUAAAACGGUUAUUCUUUUGGGUAUUGCCUCAUGGACAACGACUUUAUGCUUCCCUCUUGGUUAUCCAAGCGUCUAUGCGGAUGUAAGACCAUUCACUAAUUGGAUAAGAGAAAAGUGCCAAUGUUUUUAG